Molecule: messenger RNA, 2511 nt
Organism: Toxotes jaculatrix (banded archerfish)
Lineage: Eukaryota; Metazoa; Chordata; Actinopteri; Toxotidae
Gene: ubb
Product: ubiquitin B
Exons: 3
Coding region: 154-2451 (765 amino acids)
Biological process (GO): protein ubiquitination; modification-dependent protein catabolic process
Cellular component (GO): cytoplasm; nucleus
Molecular function (GO): protein tag activity; ubiquitin protein ligase binding
Source: RefSeq, a predicted model, not a curated record
AACGCGGACGGAUAUUGACAGAUGACUCAUACAGACUCCGGUAUAAAAAUUGUGUUUACGUGUACUGCGGUAGAUCUUCAGCGGAAGCCGAAAGGAAGAAGUACUACACAAGCAAGCUGAGAACUUUGUCCUGCGUUUUUUCACAGCAAAAAUAUGCAGAUCUUCGUUAAGACCCUCACUGGCAAGACCAUCACUCUUGAGGUUGAGCCAAGCGACACCAUUGAGAAUGUGAAAGCUAAAAUCCAGGACAAGGAAGGCAUUCCCCCAGACCAGCAGAGGCUAAUCUUUGCCGGCAAGCAGCUGGAAGAUGGCCGCACCCUCUCUGAUUACAAUAUCCAGAAAGAAUCAACCCUCCAUCUUGUCCUGCGUCUGAGGGGUGGCAUGCAGAUCUUCGUCAAGACCCUCACUGGCAAGACCAUCACCCUGGAGGUUGAGCCUAGUGACACAAUUGAGAAUGUCAAGGCCAAGAUCCAGGACAAGGAAGGCAUUCCCCCAGAUCAGCAGAGGCUGAUUUUUGCUGGCAAGCAGCUGGAAGAUGGACGCACCCUCUCAGACUACAAUAUCCAGAAAGAGUCCACUCUCCAUCUGGUGCUGCGUCUGAGGGGUGGCAUGCAGAUCUUCGUCAAGACCCUCACUGGCAAGACAAUCACUCUGGAAGUUGAGCCAAGUGACACCAUUGAGAACGUGAAGGCCAAAAUCCAGGACAAGGAAGGCAUUCCCCCAGAUCAGCAGAGGCUGAUCUUUGCCGGCAAGCAGCUGGAAGAUGGCCGCACCCUCUCUGACUACAAUAUCCAGAAAGAAUCAACCCUCCAUCUGGUCCUGCGUCUGAGGGGUGGCAUGCAGAUCUUUGUCAAGACCCUCACUGGCAAGACCAUCACCCUGGAGGUUGAGCCAAGUGACACAAUUGAGAAUGUCAAGGCCAAGAUCCAGGACAAGGAAGGCAUUCCCCCAGAUCAGCAGAGGCUGAUCUUUGCCGGCAAGCAGCUGGAAGAUGGCCGCACCCUCUCUGACUAUAACAUCCAGAAGGAGUCCACCCUCCAUCUGGUCCUGCGUCUGAGGGGUGGCAUGCAGAUCUUUGUCAAGACCCUCACUGGCAAGACCAUCACCCUGGAGGUCGAGCCAAGCGACACCAUUGAGAAUGUCAAGGCCAAGAUCCAGGACAAGGAAGGCAUUCCCCCAGAUCAGCAGAGGCUGAUCUUUGCUGGCAAGCAGCUGGAAGAUGGCCGCACCCUCUCUGACUACAACAUCCAGAAGGAGUCCACCCUCCAUCUGGUCCUGCGUCUGAGGGGUGGCAUGCAGAUCUUCGUCAAGACCCUCACUGGCAAGACCAUCACUUUGGAGGUCGAGCCCAGUGACACCAUUGAGAACGUGAAGGCCAAGAUCCAGGACAAGGAGGGCAUUCCCCCAGAUCAGCAGAGGCUGAUCUUUGCUGGCAAGCAGCUGGAAGAUGGCCGCACCCUCUCUGAUUACAACAUCCAAAAGGAGUCCACCCUCCAUCUGGUCCUGCGUCUGAGGGGUGGCAUGCAGAUCUUCGUCAAGACCCUCACUGGCAAGACCAUCACUCUGGAGGUUGAGCCAAGUGACACCAUUGAGAAUGUCAAGGCCAAGAUCCAGGACAAGGAAGGCAUUCCCCCAGAUCAGCAGAGGCUGAUCUUUGCUGGCAAGCAGCUGGAAGAUGGCCGCACCCUCUCUGAUUACAAUAUCCAGAAGGAGUCCACCCUCCACCUGGUUCUGCGUCUGAGGGGUGGGCAGUGUGCAGACAUGCAGAUCUUUGUCAAGACCCUCACUGGCAAGACCAUCACCCUUGAGGUUGAGCCCAGUGAUACUAUUGAGAAUGUCAAGGCCAAGAUCCAGGACAAGGAAGGCAUUCCCCCAGAUCAGCAGAGGCUGAUCUUUGCUGGCAAACAGCUGGAAGAUGGACGCACCCUCUCUGACUACAACAUCCAGAAAGAGUCCACCCUCCAUCUGGUCCUGCGUCUGAGGGGUGGCAUGCAGAUCUUUGUCAAGACCCUCACUGGCAAGACCAUCACCCUGGAGGUUGAGCCCAGUGAUACUAUUGAGAAUGUCAAGGCCAAGAUCCAGGACAAGGAAGGCAUUCCCCCAGAUCAGCAGAGGCUGAUCUUUGCUGGCAAGCAGCUGGAAGAUGGCCGCACCCUCUCUGACUAUAACAUCCAGAAGGAGUCCACCCUCCAUCUGGUCCUGCGUCUGAGGGGUGGCAUGCAGAUCUUUGUCAAGACCCUCACUGGCAAGACCAUCACCCUGGAGGUUGAGCCAAGUGACACCAUUGAGAAUGUCAAGGCCAAGAUCCAGGACAAGGAAGGCAUUCCCCCAGAUCAGCAGAGGCUGAUCUUUGCUGGCAAGCAGCUGGAAGAUGGUCGCACCCUCUCUGACUACAAUAUCCAGAAGGAGUCCACCCUCCAUCUGGUCCUGCGUCUGAGGGGUGGUCAAUAAAUGAUUCCAUGCCUGUACUUGAUCUACAUGACAGCCUAACACAAUAAAAGAUGAGAGAUU